GACAUAACCUCAAAAUAUAAUUUUAAAAUUGAUGUGCAAUAUUUGUAAGCGAAUUUUCUGAAAUAAUUUGUGAUUCUUGUAUGAAAUACAGUGGUAUCAAUCGUUAUUAUUAAAUUAAAUUCAAAAACGAAUAAAUUUAACUAUGGCAGCCUCACCAGAAAUGACCGAAGCCGAUCAAAUCAAAACGUUCAAAGACUUCCUUGUCCAGUACAAUAAGCUGUCGGAGCAGUGCUUCAAUGAUUGCAUUCAUGAUUUCACAUCACGGACACUCAGAUCUGCAGAGGAAAGGUGCACAUUAAAUUGUAUGGAGAAGUAUCUGCGAAUGAACCAGCGGGUCUCACAACGGUUCCACGAGUUCCAGAUGAUUGCCAAUGAGAACAUGAUGGCUUUAGCACAGAAAUCUGGGAACCCCAGCUAAUAGGCCAGGUUAAUGAAAUACCAGGUUGUAUUUAUUAUGUUGUUUAGUUUAAUUAAUGGAUGCUAUGAAUGUUGGCAAUAAAGUUUAGUUGACUA
Messenger RNA from Plutella xylostella (diamondback moth), 513 nucleotides. It is a transcript of the gene Tim9a, whose product is annotated as translocase of inner membrane 9. The record is from RefSeq and is a predicted model, not a curated record. NCBI's taxonomy places the organism in Eukaryota, Metazoa, Arthropoda, Insecta, Lepidoptera, Plutellidae.